Molecule: messenger RNA, 854 nt
Organism: Anastrepha ludens (Mexican fruit fly)
Lineage: Eukaryota; Metazoa; Arthropoda; Insecta; Diptera; Tephritidae
Product: long-chain-fatty-acid--CoA ligase 5-like
Exons: 4
Coding region: 2-607 (201 amino acids)
Biological process (GO): long-chain fatty acid metabolic process
Cellular component (GO): endoplasmic reticulum; membrane
Molecular function (GO): long-chain fatty acid-CoA ligase activity
Source: RefSeq, a predicted model, not a curated record
GAUGGAGUAUUUCGCCAGUCAGAACACUGGGGAGGUGUGCGUGCGCGGUUCUAACGUAUUCCACGGUUAUUACAAAGAUCCCGAGAAAACUGCUGAGGCUGUUGACUCUGAAGGCUGGCACCACACGGGCGAUGUGGGCACGUGGCUUCCAAAUGGCACGCUGCGCAUAAUCGAUCAUCGCAAACACAUUUUCAAGCUAAGCCAGGGCGAAUAUAUUGUACCGGAGAAGAUUGAGAAUAUUUACACUCUGAGCCAAUAUGUAAAUCAGGUGUACGUUUACGGAGAGAGCCUUAAGAGCUGCAUCAUAGCCGUCGUCGUGCCUGAUGUGGAUGUUCUCAGGCAAAGGGCGAACGACAAUCGCGUCAAGGGCACACUUUCGGUGCUAUGCAAUAAUCCACAAGUAAAAGAACUCAUCAGGAGCGAUAUGCUGAAUUGGGGUAAGCAGAGCGGACUGAAAUCCUUCGAACAGGUCAAGGAUAUAUAUUUGCAUCCCGAUCCGUUUUCGGUACAAAAUGGACUACUCACACCAACAUUCAAAGCGAAGCGGCCACAAUUGAAGAGUUACUUUAAGCCACAGCUGGACGAUAUGUACAAACAUUUGGAUUAAAUCUAAAAUACAGCAGUAAUUAGUUUUCUAAAUGCUGGAACAUUAAUUGCCAAUUAAAAGCAAUACAGGGAGUGGGCAACAUUGAACAGAGUGCAUAGUUAUAUUUACUAUAAGAGACUUCUAUUCAGAUCAAAAGCAAAAAGAAAAAUACCGAAAACAGUGCGAGAAACCCCGUAGAGGAGUUAGAAGUAAAAUGCGAACAAUUUUAAACUUUAUGCGAAAAUAGAAAAAACCUGCAAUUGCUAUU